AUGGCGGCCCUCCUGGACACCCCAUCACGGGUGUUGAGAAGGGUACAACAGUACGAAGACAUGGAACUACCGUCGCUCCCCAGCUUCCAGCACGACAUUGAUUUUGAGAGCGACCAGUCGGACCACUUUGACAACAGUUACGACGUGUCGAUGUCCAUCAAGGAUGUAAACGAUAUGGGUACACCAUACAUCCCUCGCUCCUCCCUUUCGCCACCACCGACCGAAUCCACCAUUGUCCCUCGCUCUCGUACCCCCCCGCAGCUGGCUUCACCCCUCCCCGCGGGUGAUACUCUUCUCGAUCAGUCAGUAUUGUCUGGCACCCAUGCCGGAUUUACCUCAACUCCCUAUUCGGAGCAGUUCAACUCUAGCGUUCCGUUCUUGGAGGACCUUUCGGCCUCUCGGAGCCUGAUUCGCGACUCGGAUGUCGCUCCUCCCCAUACCGAGGACUGGGACAACACAUCUGCGUCGUUUCGCCUUCCGGCCCCCUCAGCCGCUUCCGAGCUCCAACAGGAUAACACCGAACUUGCCGAUCCGUCACUCCCGCAACCCUCGUUCUUGUCUGAUCAGUCCCUUGCUGCGACUCCUGUCCCUCGUCAUUUCGACGCCCGUACCAAGUCGGCAUCGCCUCCAGCCGCCAUCAAGAGUCCGCUCCUCACAGAGGGAACAGGCAGCCGUAUACCCAGUCUGAGCCGCAGCGAAUUUUCGGGCACGGAUAAUGAGGCAACGACUCCAGAGGGCCCAGACCGCUUUGUCGAGGCCCCACCCAAACCCACGGCGGUCGACGCUGACGGUGGCAACUACGAGUUCAACACAACGAUGGCGAGUCGUGCAUCCUUGGAAGACAUUACCGAGGGUAUGGAUGCGGUUUCGCCUGCGAAGUCAAACACAACUUCCAAUCAGGCCACGCCGGCAGCGAUGAGGUACAUGGACAUGCCGUCUACGGCGGCAAGAGCUGCGGCCACACCGUUCCCUAAUGUGCACGGCAACGCGCUACGGGAUGUUACCCCGGUAUUCCGCAACCGUGCCCCUUACACUCCAUCCCCGGACUACUCGCCUUCUGCUGCCGACCCCAGUACCCCUCGUGCUCCUUUAGACGACGCCGAAAGGCGUAAAAGUCACGUCCUCUCAGUGCUCGCCUCAUCGUCACUCCCUUCGCGCACCAAGAAGCGCAGCACGCCGUUCCCAGCGCGGCGAGUUUCAUUGGCGCCAGAAACCGAGUCAAUCGCAGAAGAGAGUGGUCUUGGUAUCACCUUUGCCCGCUCCCUUGUGGCAGAUGACACCUUGCAGUCGGUAGCAAACGAGUCGUUUGUCUCCAUUGCUUCUUCUCAGGAUCUCACCAUGGACCGUCGAGGUUCACGCGCGCACAACCACCAGCGCGGCAACACGUCAGUUCCCAACAUUCUCAUGGGUGCCUCGGCCACGUCGCCUGGACUGGCUCUCAACCUGGACAAUCGCCCCGACGCCAUCAAGAUCCACAAGCAUCUCAACAUGAUGAACAAACAGCUCUUGGACACCAACGCCGAGCUCGCCAGAGAGGCCGAGGACUGGCGCGACGAGUGCGAGCGGUUGAUGGAGAUUAUGGCAGUCGCUGGGAUCGAACUGGAUGAGGACGGCAGAGUCAUCGACGGAAACUCGACCCGCCGUGGCAAGCAUGGCAGUGUAGUCCUCGACACCUCGUCUACAUCCGACCUCCACGCUCUCGAAAAGCAGUUGAAGGAGAAGGACGAUAUCAUGGCUAAGCUUCGGACCGAGGCAACAGGAUCAGGGGAGGUUACUCUUCUCCGUGCCCAACUUGAAGAGUCUGAGACGGCCCAUGCUGCUUUACAGGCCCAGUUUGCCAAAAAAACUGAAGACCACGCCCAGCGUUUUGCGGAAAUCUGCACCGAUUUCGAAGAGCAAGUUGGCGUGCUUGAGGGAGAAUUGGCCACCGCCAGAACUGAAGCAAAUCGCCUCCGCGAAAAACACGACUCCCUAACCUCGACUCUCCACGACGAGACGCAGGUUCAACUCCGCGAAGAGAUCCACUUGCUGCGUGCGGAUCUCAACUACGCGCAAGAGGCUGCUCGGGCAGCUUCCGAACAGGCUUCAGCCGCAAACGAGCAGGCUUCUGCGGCAUCCGAGAAGGCUUCAGUGGCGGUCGAGCAGGCCUCCUCGACGCACUCGCAAUUCCAGGCGGCGGAGAAAGCACUCCAACUUGCUGAAACGCGGUAUCACGAACUCGAGAUCAAGGAGAGCGCUCAGCACCACCAAUUGCUUGACAGCGAGACCCAACUUGCCGAGUUGCGAUUGCAAGUAGAGACUGCCGAGAAAAAGGCGGCAGACGCUACUGAGCAGCUUGCCUUCCUUAAACACGGUACGGCUACGGAAGCCACUCUCGAGGACGAGAUCCAGUCGCUCCAGACCCGUGUCCAUGGCUUGGAGCAUUCCCUCGCUGCUACGGAGCGCGAGGUCGACAGCCAGCGCAAUUCUGCCGAGGCGCUCCGAGACACUGUUGAGCAACAGGCCAAGGAUGUUGAAACGGCUCAACAGCAUCUGGAUGAUCUCCGUCGCGAGCUGGAGCACGCAAACGCGCUCGUUUCGGCCAAGGAAGAGGAGGUUGCGUCCUUGCAAAAUCAUUUAGAGGUGGCCCAGAUUCAAAAGGAGCUUCCCGCGGACGACCUGCGUGACCCCGGUGACAGCAGCCUCGUUAUGGCCCUCGAGGAUCGUCUAGACGAAGCUUACCGCGAGAUUGGACGCCUGAAGCACGAGGUCAACGAGUCACCAGCUCGCAAAUCGGCCAUCGAGGCCCGCGAUGCACGCAUCAAGACCCUGGAGAUCGAAAAGUUAUCGCUGCAGGAGCGUCUCAAGGGCAAGGAAGUGGCGAGUCCCACCCGCUGGGCCAACUCGAUGAUGACCUCGACACCCAUCGUGAACAAGGCUCUGGCUUCACUGCGGAUGCCUGCUACGCCUGGCCCCAUGAGAGACAUCUCAUGGCUGCAAACGACAAUUGGAGAUUCUAACGAGUCUAUCCUUCGCGCUCAGUUGGAACAUCUGCAGCAGGAGCUCGAUAUCGCCAACACGCAGCUGGACCGCAACUUUGGCCGACUGGAGGACGCUGGUCUUGGGGCGUUGAACCUCGCCGAGAAGCUGGCCAUUGCAAAGGAUCGUAUUGCUCAGCUUGAAGAGCAACUUCGCGCAAUGGCGCGUGACAACAAACAAUCUCUGGCGUCUCUCAAUAUUGGUCGUACAACCAACGACCAGUUGGAGCGCUCUCUCGAGGCAGUGCGCGCCCAGAUGGAUGAGCUCAAGUCCGACAUGUCAGCCGAGAAGGAGCGCCUUCAUGACGACAACCGCCGACUCCGCGUCAUGUUGAGCGAUCUGCAGAUCAAGUGCGACGAGGAGCUGGAGUCACUCAGCUUGGAGAUGGUCCGUAUGCAACGAGAGGCGGACGACAAGGCGACGGACAGCGAGGAGCAAUUGCAGGCUCUUCGAAGCGACAAGGAUGGCCUGGAAGCCAAGCUGCGUGUCUGCCGAACCAGUGUCACGCGUCUUGAACAGGACCUUGCCAGGGCACAACAGUCCAAUGACGCUGCUGUCAGGAAGGACAACCGUAUUCGCGACCAGUCGGCUGCCAUUGCUGAACGCGAAGACACCAUCAAGUUCCUCCAGAGCUCCCUGGCGGAAACUCGGGACGAGGCAGGGAAGAUUCGUGACACUCUGCGCCAGCGUGUAAGGGCUCUGGAGAUUGCGGAACGCCGUGUCUCGGACUUGCAAGCAGAGCGCACCCGCGUCACCCGCGAGCUCGUGGAGUUUGGAGAGGACCUCAACGUACAGAGGCAAGAAUGUGCCAAGUUUGGGGCUGAACUAGCUACCCUUCGUCAAGAGCAGGCCGAUGGGACAGCAGUGCAGGUAACGAACAUGGGCAAACUGGAAGAUCAACUCCGGUGGACGCGCAACCGCUUGGACCAAGCUAUCAGUCAAGCUCAAGAAGCCGACAGUCGCUGCAUCCUGUUGGAGACGCAGGCUGCGGAGCAGGCGUCGCAAAGCCGAACCGCCACCGAUGAACAGCGCCACAAGUUCAAAGUGCAGACCCGUCGCCUCUCGGCCCAAAUCGAGUACCUCAAGGCCAAGUACACCCGCGAGGCGACUUUCAGGAAUGCUCUAUCCUUACAGAAGAAGUUCCUGUUGCUUCUUGUAGGCGGAAUGAGCCUCAAUGAACAGGCCACUCUUCGCGCGAUUGCGCGCAUGGCGGACCAGUGGAAGAUGACCAAGGAGACGCGGUCCAUUGGUGUGGCGCGGAAGUAG
Messenger RNA from Apiotrichum porosum, 4284 nucleotides. RefSeq lists its product as uncharacterized. NCBI's taxonomy places the organism in Eukaryota, Fungi, Basidiomycota, Tremellomycetes, Trichosporonales, Trichosporonaceae. The coding region runs from base 1 to 4284 and encodes 1427 amino acids. The record is from RefSeq and is a predicted model, not a curated record. The transcript is spliced from 8 exons.